Ricinus communis (castor bean) is the source of this 2496-nucleotide messenger RNA. RefSeq lists its product as uncharacterized. Lineage: Eukaryota; Viridiplantae; Streptophyta; Magnoliopsida; Malpighiales; Euphorbiaceae. The transcript has a single exon. The record is from RefSeq and is a predicted model, not a curated record. The coding region runs from base 1510 to 2415 and encodes 301 amino acids. Gene Ontology annotation, biological process: root development; shoot system development.
UUUCAAAUGUGGUAGAGGAGGAGAGCUACUUUGUUAUUACUCCUGCUUCGAGGUUCAAUAACUUUGGAUCUUUGCUGUGUUUUGUCCUGUACUUGCUAUUCUGCCUGGACGACAUUUAAGAUUCGUCAAUGAUAUGACAGCCUUGUGCAUGCAUUUUUUUAAGCUAACCGUUCUUAACAUGCGUUAAUAUUUUAACUAAAACUGAUGCACGUUCUGCACCUACCAAAUUUACGGUAAAACAUUAGGGUUGUAACUUGAGAAUUACAUAAUGUGAAAGCAUAGGGUAAGGAAGGCGGAAUUGGGUGCCAAAUUCUUUUUUUACUUUUGUCCAGAAAAUAGUAAGAAAAUGCAUCUAAUAUAGCCACACAAAGAGAUGAAUUCUGUAUUUCAUAAUUUAGAGGGGGCAAAGGAAUCGUGGCCUCUUUAUAGUGCAGUAACAGGGCAUGUGAUGUAACUAUGGGCAAACUCUUCUGCACCCAUUACGCUUGGGACACUUAACUGUGAACAAACUACUGAGCCUCUCUCUCCCCACACACCCAGCAUUUUUUAAUAUUCAUGUUUUGUUAAGCUAACAUUGUCAGAAGAAAAUCUCAAUUAUUGUUCUUGUUCCCCAAUAGCCCAUAUGGGAUUUCUCUACAGAAUUUAGAACCUAGCUUUAUGCCGUGUGGUACGCAUUAUAUUUGGAAUGAUAUCAAGUAUUAUACUAAUUUAUACUGCUCAUAUUAACCCUAAAUCUUUAUAUUAUAUAAGAUAGAGAUAAGCUCAUAAUAUUUACCGCAAGACAUCAUUAAUUAUAUAUACAAUAUACAAAGUGUAUCAAUUAGAUUUUAAAUACUUCAAAAACAAUUCAAUUGAUCUCAAAGUUCAAUUUCAAAGCUUACAUUUAUCAUAUCGAUGAUCUAACAUCGUAGUGAUGAACAAUAUAAAGAGUACACUCAUUUCCCAAUGGUGACUCCUAAAUUUAAGAAAGAAAAAAAAAAAAAGACACUUAAUAUCUUGACCUUGUCCUUCUUGUCCUUAUCCGUCGCCCAUUCUUUAUGGCUUGGUCAAUAGAUUCGACACAUUUUUGCAUUCUUUGAAAGUAGAAAAAUCAUGCACUGCCAGCCCUUCCUGUUCACGACCUAAUUACAAGAACAUGAUUGAAUCUAUAAUGAAGACAAGAAAGGCACUAAUGAUUGAGGGAAGCAAGGGGGCAUACGGCCUUCAUAGCCUGAUGCAAUUGUUCACAAUUCACCAUCAUAAACGCAUAAAUAAAUAUAACCUAUACGUUGCUCAUCUCAUAGCCUCAAUAUUACAGAAAGAUUUCAGGGGUUGGAGCUUGCUGUCUAAAGUUAUUACAAGAUCUUACAAUGCUGGAAUCACCCACGUUAGCUUCACAUGCAUAUCUGCCUAGCUACUGCAUGCCUAGGCAAUAAACAAACAAAGGCCUCGUAUUCAUAUAAAUAGAGUGGCAGACCAUCAAUAUUCAAAGCAUCAUUUUCCAGAUUCAAGUGCUGUAAUUAAUAAGAAAUGGCAGGCUUGUCUACAAUGAACAACAAUUCUGUGCACAUUCCUGUUAGGUCUAUCAGCUUGCCUUCUAGGUUGCAUCCCAAUUCGCUCAAAAUUGAAGCAGGGCUAACCAGGUUAAAAUCUGCUUCCAGUUUAAAUCCUUUAGGAGUUGAGACUCUUCAAACUGGCUUGACUAGGCUCGCAGAGCUGUUUAUCUGCAUUGAUGAACUCACUCACUCUCCUCAGACCCAGCAAUCUCUUCACCAUCAUCAUUUAAACCAGGUCGAAGAUGUACUUGAUGGGUCCAUCGGAUUAAUAGACGUAUGCAGCACUGCAAGAGACAUGUUCUUGACAAUGCAAGAACACAUCCAGGACCUGCAGUCCGCACUACGCAGAAGGGGUAAAGAUUCAAGCAUUGAAAGCAACGUUCAAGCUUAUGUUAGUUUCAGAAAGAGAGCAAGGAAAGACAUUGCCAACUCCAUUAGAACGUUGAAGAGACUGGAAAAGAAAACAGUGUCAUCUCCUACGUCGUAUGAAGAGCAUCACUCAUCGUAUCUGAUUAAAGUGAUGAAAGAAGUGCAUGCAAUUGCAAUUGGCUUAUUUCAAUCUGUCAUGUUAUUCUUGUCUCUACCAAUAACGAAGACAAGUACAGGCGGAUGGCCAUUGAUAUCAAAACUGAUACGUUCAGGAUUUCUUGGUUCUGAUAAAGAUCAGAAGAUUUUCAAUGAGGUAGGAAGAGUUGAUAUUGCACUCUUUUCCAUUCUUGGACAAAUCAGAAAAGAGAAUGCCAGGUUUGAUGUGCAAGAAAUGCAAGAGAGACUAAAGACACUUGCUGCCAGCACCCAAGGCAUUGAAGCUAAAUUAGAUUGUGUUUUUAGAUGCCUAAUCCAAAAUAGGGUGUCCCUCCUCAAUCUUGUUACUCCUUGAACAUUGUAAUUUCUAUUUUUCUUUCUGUACAUUUUAAAGGAUAGGUCAAUGUUCAACACCCUAAUUUUAUUCUUUUUUAAA